AUGGGGCCAAAGAAGCGCCCAAAGACGGACCGCCCAAAGCUGUCAUCAUGGAGCUGGAGCACGCCGUCAAAGCAGCACACCGCGAGCCCGGCCGUGGACGAAGACGACGACGACGACGAGAUCCAGGUCCUCGAGGCGUGGCCACCUCCUCAGCAACAAGCGAGCUCGUCCAAGCGCCCACGGACGGCAUCAGCUUCCCCCGGGUCGGCUCCCAAGCCCGAUGUAUGGGAGGAAGACACGACCGAGGGCAUGGGCAUGGACACGGACGAGGAGGUCGUCGAGCUGGAAACAAUGGGCGGGUUCGACGCCUGUCCGAUCUGCAGCGAGUCGCUACGCUCCAUGUCGAGGGAGGUCGCCGAGCAGCACGUCAACGCGUGCCUUGACGCACCACAGCCCAAACCAAAGCCAAAGGCCCCAGCCCCAGCCCCAGAACGUACCCCCCGCCCCAUCACCGCCAUGAGCCACGGGCUCACCCUCUCGCCACGCCCCUCGCCUUCUCCUGCACCGCCAGACGGCAAGCCCAACGCGUUCUCGGUGCUCAUGAACAGUCAUAAAGAGAAGGAGCAGUGGAAGGAGGGCGAGAGCGCCGAGCUGCGCGAUGCCAAUGGACGGCGAAACGGCCCGAGGAAGGCGCCGUUCUACAAGGUCCUCACGGGUAUGCCUAUCGCCGUCGACGCGUUCUGCUAUGGCGCCAUCCCAGGCGUCACGGCGUACUUCCUCACUCAUGCGCACUCAGACCACUACACCAACCUCACUGGACGGUGGCGUCACGGCCCGAUAUACUGCUCCCAGACGACGGCCAACCUCGUCAUUCACAUGCUGGGCGUCGAGCGGCAGUGGGUGGUGAAGUACGAGAUUCCUAAUACGGGCGGUGUCAAGGUGACCACCAUCGAGGCGAACCACUGCCCUGGAUCGUCCGUGUUUCUCUUCGAAGGACCGCAGACCAUCCACUCGGGCGACUCGACGUUCAAGAGCCCUUAUGUCGGGAGCAAGAGGACGUUCAGGUAUCUCCACUGCGGCGACUUUAGGGCGUGCCCAAAGCAUGUUCUUCAUCCUGCUGUGGCGAGGGCCAAAGUCGAUACAGUCUACCUAGACACGACAUACCUCAACCCACAGUACUGCUUCCCACCGCAGCCACUGGUCAUCGAGGCGUGCGCCGCUUUGGCCAAGAAGGUUGUGCUGGGGGAGAGCGUCGGAGGCUCGUCCGAGGACAUCAAGCCGGACGUCAGUGAUGGCGCGGAAGAUCUCGGCGACACCUUGGACGGCAUUGGGGAGGACCCAAAUUACGACGCCGAGGACGUCAAACCUGACAUCGAUGUCAAGCCAGAUAUCAAGCCUGACGUCAAGCUCCACCCCGCUGCCCAAGCCUUCGAACUGCAGGAGCGCUCUGUGGCUAUGAUGGAGGGCUGGCUGGUCAAGAAGGAGGCCAAUGGUGACAUAAAGCCCGCUACGGAGCGGCAGGGCAAGACGCUCGUGCUGAUCGGCACGUACAAUAUUGGCAAGGAACGCAUCGUGAAAGGAGCCGACACCCUCCCGGACAUCAACUUUGUUAUCAAACGCGACCAGGGACGCGGGUUCAGCGACGUGUCGCUCAAGCCUAUCCGCGGGAGCUCUCGCCAGUUCAUGAUGUUUGGCCCUCAAGCGUCAGCAAUGGACCCGAGCAUCCUCGGAGUCGGCAUCUUCCGCAAGCGCAGAGCGUCAAUGGAGCCCGUGGACCCCCCACCACCAGCCAAGACCCCGCCGCCCCGCAUGUCCCCGAGCAAGGCAGCGCCAGCGCCGUACGACACGCCGCCCGCGGACGGGCGGAGCGCACUGCUUGAGCUGCCUGACGAGGUGCUCGUGCAGGUCUUUGCCUCUCUGCCGCUUGCCGACCUGUCCCAGAGCUUUAGGGUGCGCUGCGGCUCCACCCUUGGUUUCCCACUGACGCCCCCGCAGCUGUGCAAGCAGAUCAACGAGGUGCUCACCGACUCUGCGGCGAUCACAUUGCAGGUUACGCUGCUUGCCAACCGGCUCUCGAUCAACCCGAACGCUGUGCGCGCGCGGCCCGACCUGCUGGCCCAGCGGCCGCUCACGUCGGCCGAGAUGCUCGCGACGCUGCGCGACAAGCUCGAACGCUUCCGUACCCUCUCGCCGGCGAGCACGGCCGUCGUGCGCCUCAAAGAGGGCGAGGGAAGCCUGUACGAGUACCUCGAAGGUGUGCUCCUGCGCACCAAGGACGGGCACGGGCGCAAGAGCAACGAGCUGGCGGUUUACGAUCUGCGCGACGCGGACACUAGCAUGGCGCAGAAGGCUGGGCGUGGGGAUGGGGAAGGGGAGAAGGAGGCGGUGGCAGAGGUGGAAGAAGAGGAGGAGGAGGAGCCCGAGGUCGUCGACCAUGAAGACGCGCUCGCCGACGCAGACGGCUGGACCGACGUCGAGAGCGUCGCGGCCAACGAGCUGGACGUGAGACGUGAGCACCGGUUCGGGUUUGCGAUUUACGAACUGGCCGUCGACCCGGGCCAGGACCUGCUGGUUCUUGUGGAGCUCAAGAACACUGGCCGCGUGACGGCUCCCAGCGCCAACAUCUUCCUCAAUACCGGCGGCAGAUCCAUCUUCAACAUGUCACUGCACCUGUACUCGCUGAGCACGUUUGAACCCCACCCGCUCGCGGCGCAGCCGGUACUCGAAGUCCCGGUGGACCUGUACCAGACGCAGAUCCACCUCGACUUCCAGAUCUGCGAUGACGGCCUGUUUGUCAUGUCCCGCCGCAGCCGGGGCGUGCGGGACACGCUCGUCGGGUUCCAGUGGACGAGCGGCAGAGUCGUCAUGGCGCUCCAGUCGGCGCCGACGCAGUCGUUCACGUCGUUUGUGCUGCUUUCCCCUUCGUCGUUUGUCAUCCCGACAAUCGUGCAGCGCAUCGACGCCAGCCUCGGACGCAUCACCGACCUCCAGGACGUGUCCGACAUCACCUUCACGUACACACUCGACCUGUACACCUUCCCGUCGUUUGCCCAGGUGCCGCUCGAGGAGCUCCCACAGACCCCGCACAUCCCCACGCUGGCGACCAUGGUCAAGCUCCCAGACUUUGACUACGAUCUCAUCCGCGAGAUUGCGCCACCAAUGACCUCGAUCCGCACCGACCCGCCCCCACGUCACCAGUACGCAAGCUACCCGCUGCACGCGCCGCCGCCGUUCCGCCCCGACCCGGAGAGCGGUAUCGCCAUUAUCGAGAUCCAGACGGGUGUAGCAUCAGAAGCGCGCUACGUCAUGGUCAUGCAGAAGGCGUCGCUGCUGAACCGGCUGCCGGCCCACCAGCCCCCAGCAGGAACGCAGCCGACCGUCGUGCCGUGGGACGCGAUCUCGCCCGAGCUGCGCGUGUUCGGCCCAGAUGUCGACCCCACUGCGUGGGUGUGUUAUGUUUACCAGAACCGCUACGUGAUGAUGGUCGCGGAUGAUGAAGACGAGGACGCCAACGAGCUCCUACUGUACGACUUUGAUCCGAUCCACGUGCGCCGCGAGCGGCUCGACCGCCUGCGCCAGCACCCCGAGCUCAGCGACGACGAGCUCGAGGGCGAGCACGACGGCGUCGAGCUCGUGCUAACCGAGACGAGGAUCUCCGCGCCAGAUGGUGUGCGGCACGACCUCUACUGCGGCUCCAAGCUUCCGUACCUCGUUGUCCGCAAGCCGGCGAGCGACUCGAACGUUGCGCUCAUUGACGGCGAGCGGAUUCUUACCAUGACGGUGGGUGUGGGUUCUAGUGGCCCCGCUGACGUGCAGCACGACCGUUUCUCGAGAACCGAGGAGGAGAUGGUCGAGGUGUGGCAGAUGUAG
This is a messenger RNA of Vanrija pseudolonga, 3810 nucleotides long. It is a transcript of the gene pso2, whose product is annotated as DNA cross-link repair protein pso2/snm1. The record is from RefSeq and is a predicted model, not a curated record. NCBI's taxonomy places the organism in Eukaryota, Fungi, Basidiomycota, Tremellomycetes, Trichosporonales, Trichosporonaceae. The coding region runs from base 1 to 3810 and encodes 1269 amino acids. Gene Ontology annotation, molecular function: 5'-3' DNA exonuclease activity; damaged DNA binding; protein binding. The transcript has 11 exons. Gene Ontology annotation, biological process: double-strand break repair via nonhomologous end joining; interstrand cross-link repair.